CGAACCCAAACAAAGCCAUGGACAACUUUUUCAGGCAUCAGGGGAAAAGUCACAAAGUUUUCAAAACAAGGUCGCUCAAGUAACACAUGGCUGUUAUUAUUUUAGUCAAACCUUCGAAGGACGCCUAUCUGCAAUCAGAAGCUAGGAUGACAUGUUCAGCACUACCUUAAAAGAGACAAAGCAGGGAGUGUUUGUUCGGGUGUCAGCUUUCUUGUCUUGGCUCUUUAAACCAUGUGCGCCUGGCUGCUUGCCCUCUGUGGAGCUGCAUACAAAUAUUGACAGAACACAGUGGUAUUUGUUAAGCUGGAUCUUGAGAAGUGAAUGAUUAGAACUCUGAAGGAAGAUCUGAGAACUUUAGACCUUCUCUCCUCUCCUUCCUCCCUGCCAUCUUCCAGCCUUCAAAGAAUGAAAGUGAAAAUGCUGAGUUUGGCCAAGGGACAGCACUGACCUUCUUUUCUUCUGCUUUGCUUUGCAGUGAGAACAACAGAAGUGUGGCAAUUCUGAUCACCUACUUCAGUCAUGGACAAGAAACAGAAAUUAGUGAAAAGGGACUUUGGGAAGAGAUUCUCUUUGGACAGUAGUCUCAUGGAAUAUAUGGAUUCUAAUAAAUAUAUUGACCAUUUGUUAACUCAGUUGGAAGAGCAACGUUGGAAUGUAUGGAGGGAGAAGCUGUCUGUGGCUCGGUUGCAGCAGGAAGUUGCACAAAGUAAGACUGAUGAAACAAUGCAUGAGAAGCUGAUACAUGAGUUGGAGGAAGAGCGACGUUUGAGAGUUGAAAGUGAAAAAAAAUUACGAGAAGUGACACUGGAAUCUGAGCACAACCGGGUUCAAAUGCGUGGAUUGCAACAGCAGUUUUCAAGAAUGGAAGAGACCGUGAGGAAUCUACUGCAAAGCCAAGGAUCCUCAGAGCCAAAUGGAGAAGAAUCUGUUGCCAUAAUAAAGACAUAUCAGGAAACAUUAACACAAGAAGGCAAGAGAUGCAAAAUAGAUGUGGAAGACAUUUGCAUGUCCAUAGAUAAAGAUUCAAAGAAUGAAAACAGCAGCACUGAAGAAGAAAAAAAGAAGAUGAAAUUACUGUUGGAACGACUGAAGGCUUUGGAGGCAGAGAAUUCUGCACUGGCCAUGGAAAAUGAAAAUCAGAGAGAACAGUAUGAAAGAUGCCUUGAUGAGGUGGCCAACCAGGUUGUACAAGCACUGCUUACUCAGAAGGAUUUGAGGGAGGAAUGCUUGAAGCUGAAAACAAGAGUUUUUGACCUGGAACAACAGAACCGAACAUUAAGUGUGCUGUUUCAACAGAGAGUGAAACCAACAUCUGGCCUACUGCUUCAGAAACUUCAUUCCCGCAUCUUAGAUCUGUUGUCUGGGGAUUUCCUUUCAGAGGUAGAGAAGAACAGAAGUUUGAUACAAUCGCAAAGUGCUGAUGUUCAGGUUCAUGAAUGUCAACAGAAUAUGAAAUCUGGAGUACCUGCCUUGAAAUGCACGAGCCAAUUAUAUGUGACUGGGUCUCACCGAAUUUAUCCUCGAAGUAGCUGCAGUAGCAGUGAACUUUCUCUGUCAAGUGCCUGCAGUGAAUAUUCCAGUGGCUCCUCCUAUACUUGGAAUGAUGGGAAGGCAUGCAGUAAAAGGUCAUCAGUAAACUGGGACAAAAGAAUAAGCAUUGGUUCUUCACUUUCCAGCCCUGCUGAUGAUCUACCUCCAACUCGAAUCAAGGAAAACCACAUUUUGGAAGGACUAAAGAAACUACAAAAACAAAAAAUAUUACUUGAACCACCUUCUGUUAUGUCCAAAUGGGGUUACAAAGAUUGCAUGGAUUCUAAUGAAGGAAUCUACUCCCCUGGAAUUAAGUGCAGCAAUCAUAAAGAGCAGGCAUAUUGCAUGCCAGAGGAAAUAGGAGCCAUUUGCAUUGAGCACCAAAAAACCUUCAUUUAUGAUUCUGAUUCGCACGAGGAUGCAGAUGAUGAGUCUUCUUCUUUAGCACUGCUGUAUGAAAUACCAAGCAAAGACUGUAGACACUACUGUAAUAAAUUAACUCACAGUGUUUCUGACAGCCUAUUUGGUUGGGAACCUGAUAGAAGGCAUUUACCAGAAAGAGGCUCUUAUUUUAAUUCACAGGAAAGGCCUGAAAAACUGACUAGUAUUGUCAAUGAAUUUCAGUCAGAGGUAAAAUCAUCCACAAAUGUGAAGCACCCAGUUCUACAGCUAAAUAAAAGUCUUACUAAUGAAAGCUGGCGAGACCUUAAUUUACACCUUUCAGAUACUGAUGACAAUGAAAUCCUGGACGAAUUGCAUAUAGAAAGCAGUGAUGAGAAGAGCCCAUCUGAUAUGUCAUUAAUGCCCUUUGUUGACAAGCAUGAAGAGAACUCUGACAUGCACAUAAAGAAGGAAAAUUGCCUAUGUGGAUGUUCUGAAAAAGAAUCAAAUCAGGUACCUGUUCACUCACACUUUAGGCCAGCAGAAUGCAAUUUUGUUAAACAACAAAAAGUUAUAAAGAAGACUUCUUCAGAGGAAUGCAUUACUGUAAUAUUUGAUGCAGAAGAUGGCAAACCUAUUGAAUUCAGUUCACAUCAAACUGGAAUUGUAACGGUAACUAGAGAUGAAAUUUCAACCAGCCACCUAUAUAGCAGGCCCAAUGCAGAAUGCACUGAAUAUUUACCUCAGGGAAAAAUUAAGUUGCAGGAAGCAACGAAUGCUAAAAGCUAUGGUAUUCUGCAAACGCUUAAUAAUGAAACUGAGAAAAAGACUGUCUGGGCUAAUCUAGAGUGUGAACAUGAAACUGUCCCUGCAACAUACAGCACUGCAUAUCCUGUACACUUGGAAAAACCCAUGUUUCAGAAUACUCCACAGAAAAAGGUAAUGAAGUCAGUUUGCAGUAAUACUUCCAAAGCCAGCUCUCCAUCUUGCAUCCAGGCAUGUAGUAAUCAAAAACAAAAACUGACUAAAAUUCCCAGUAGAGGUAAGUUUUCACCACAGAAACCAAAAAUUACUUUGAAUGGAGAUCCCACUAGCAGCUCUUCCCAUCCUCCUAUUGUGGUAGAAAAAUCUCUGUUGUCACCUGUAAAAUGCCCAAGAUUCACAAAAGUGCAGAGUCCAACUCGGAAUCCUGAUUCAGUAGUUGACUUGAAUAUCUCAAAGGUAUUAGCCCACCCAUCACAAAAUUCUAAAAUUGCAGGCAGAACAGAUUGGCCCAGGAAUCAACCUCCAGAAUCAUCUUCAGUGCCUCAGCAUCUUCUAGAAUCUAUUGACUGUGGAGAGCCUCCAACUAGAGAUGCCCAUUGUGAUUUACUUCCAUCUGAAGCCAGUUCUCCAUCACCCCCUCCUCCACCAGACAGGUCAGCUUCAUUGUUGAUUAGACCAAACUAUGAACUUUCUCCACCUGCACUGUAUAAACCAGGGGCAAACCUUCCCACUGAGCCCAUAAAAAAUGCAGCUCAGUCAUCACCACUUAAAGAAACAUCAACAUCCCCUUUUCAUAACACCACUUCACAUGAAAUGCAAACCAGCAAGCUCCCUGAAGCACCUAAUGUUGAACUGAAUCACUUUCAUGAGAAGGAGGAGAUUUUUACACAAAGUAAAUUCAUAUCAGAGCCAAACCCUGGCAUAUGUCAAGGCACUCCCAAAGUUUUCACAAAGAAAAUUUCUCCAAAAAUCUCAAACCAGUCAGUAUCCUGUAUUAAUAAAAAACUUUGUAAAUCUAAAGUUGUCCUCCCAGCAUGCAUGUCAGGAGAUAAAAAUCCAAUUCAAAGUGAGCCACCAUCAAAGGACACUGGAGUGCCUCGGAAACAAAUGUUUCCAAAUAGUUCCCCCUCAUCACCAGAUUGUCACACAGCAACCACUGGGGAGCCUUUUCUGCCUCACAUUAGUCACUCUCCAUUAUCAUUGUUGACUCAGGGCAGUGAUGCUGGAAACAUGUUAGACAAAGGUCUGAAACCCCGCCUGCCUGGAGGACUUAAAUUGCUCAUAAAGUCUCCCCAGGUCCUCAGAAAGAGCUCCACCAUACCAGGGAAGCAGGAGAAAGAAAGUAUGAAUGCUGCCUCCAAAUGCUGUGUAAAUUCAGGUAAACAGAGGCAGGCUGAAUCUUUGUUUCAAACUACCUUAGAUGUAGCAGACAAUGAAUUAAGAAGUGCUGAGAAAGAAAUAAAAGAAAGUUUCCCUAAGGAAUUUGGUAUGGAGCCAGCUUCCUCGGUUUCAUCUGAAACUUGCAGCUUUAUGGAACAAGAUGGAUUAGAGAACAAAUUAGUCAAGAGGUCUGUUUCUUCCAGCAGUAAGACAUACUUGAAGCCAGCUCUUGGCAUGAAUGGAGCAAAGGCCCGUAGUCAUAGUUUCAGUAUUCACACAGGAGAAAAAUCAUCUAUACCUUCCACAGAAGGGUUAGGAAAAGUUCGGACACAGAUUAUAACAAAUACAUCUGACAGAGGGAACUCUUUAACCAGGCAGAACUCAAAUAUGGAAGGAAUACAACUUAAAGUCAUCCCUGGGACAGCACUGACAUCAGACAUGAUUCCAAGUACAGUAAAAGCUGUAGAAAUUCCAUAUUCUAGACAGGGCUCCGGUGGGAGCACAAGUGGUUCUAGUCAGGUUGGUAGCCCAAGCAAACUGCCAUUUCAUAUGUCUCCAAAGAGAGAUUCAUUCUACAGCACUUCAAAAAAUGAGGGCAAGAAAUCAUCAUCCCAGAGAGAUGUCCACGAUGAAAAAAGCAGUGAAAUUUCUAGACAUCAACCAGUAAGCAAAAAAAGUGUUAGCCAAGCAGAAAUGGCAUUGGAGUCAUCAACUAGUAUUUCAUCAGAACAAAUUCUGCCACUUCAAAAAAAUAUGGACAGCUUGCAAUGUCCUCGUAAACAUGAAGGAAGCAAGGCAGUGUUGCAAGAAGGCUGCUUAAAGGCAUCUGAAGUCCGAGACAGAAUUUCAGCUUCAUCUGUUUUACAGCCUACAAUAGAAGAAAAAGUCAUGUUAUGCAUCCAGGAAAAUAUGCAGAAAGGACAAGGGCAAAGCAAACUUCUACCCACUGAGACUAAACAAAGGACUGGGGGGCCUUCUAUUGCUAGUUGGUUUGGUUUCCGUAAGAGUAAACUCCCAGCUUUGAGUGGUAGAAAAAAUGAUAUUUCUAAAGUAAAAAUAGAAAGGAAAGAAGCAAAAGGUUCAGCUUUUGGAAAUAAGCAAACCAAAUCAGAAAAAAGAAAAGACAAAAAGAAAAGUGAACAACACUGUGAAACAGAAAAUGAACUAAAUAAGAGAACUCUGAACUGUAGUAUUUUAGAUAAUGUUCCAAAAGGAAAAAAGAUGGCAAAAGCCACACAAAGUAACUUCAGCCAAAAUAGGUGUGAACAAAAGAGCAACUCUGCCACCACAUACUCAGGAAAAGACAGCUUUAUGAAAGAGCUUUUACACAGAGUUGAUAAGAAAGCAGCCCAGCAGACAGAAAGUGGAUCAAAUAAUGUUUCCUACAGGAGCGUGUCGAAGGGCAGUUCCCAGGGCUCUUCUCCUCCCAGCAACUCUAUUGGCACUCAAGGAAGCCAGAAGAAAAACAGCAAAACAAAGGCUGAUACGGAAGUACCAAAUGAGACACUGGUUAAAGUGGCAACAGAAAACUUUCCAGAGGAUGAAGAAGACGCCGUCACUGAUUCAACAUGUCAAAGCCAUUUGAUAGAAUCCUGUUGCCAAAUGAGAACACUGGACAGUGGAAUAGGAACCUUCCCUCUCCCUGACUCAGGAAACCGAUCAACUGGAAGACAUGUUUCUAAACAAGAACUGGAUUUCGAAACUCAAGUUUUCACAUCACCUGGACACACUUUUCCUCAGGUUCCUUCUGAGAAGGCCAAAACCCUUGAGCGCGAAGUGCCUUCAACAGCUAAUAAGAACCAGGGAUCUCUGGAGAGCAUAAUAUCUCAUUCAGCAUCUGAUCCUACCAUGACAGCUAAAGGAUUACGGCCUGUUCUGAGCCGCCUCCCAAAACCAGCUUUUGCAGGAAUAAUGAGCCCUGUGAAAAAAAGCAGACCAGAGGAGAAUUCUGUGACUUCCACAUCAUUAGAAAAUUCAGAAAAAGAAAGAGGUAGCAACAAGAUGUUUCCAGACUGUAGCAAAAAAGCUACUAAAGCCAAGGACAGGGCACUGAGAGUGUGCACUUACUCUGCUAGCAGUAGCAGUGACACUGAGACAGAGCUGGAAUAUGAAACAAGUGAUUUUGGAACUGGAGGGGAAAAGUUGGUGGAUUUAAUGAACAAUAAACAAGCUGAGCAAGAAGAAAAUAGUGUGAGGAAGUCUUUUAUGGGGAGGCCCAUGUCAAUCUUGGAUAUAUACCAGCACAAGCUCUGUGGCCAUUUUGGAGAGGAUGGACCUGAACAAUUAGCACAUUACAGUUUUAUUGAGCAGCUGAAUGGAACGUCUACUAAAGAUGGCAAGAGCAGAACAUUCCCUAGUAAAUUGAAGCAACCUGAGGAGAAAGAGAAAGAUUCUGGGAAGAGGUUAUCUAAAAUUUCCCUGGAGUCUCUCAACACGUUUAAUAGCAGCAGAAGCAUUUUCUUGGCAAAAGAGAAGAACAGCCUGCAUGUUGUUGAAGGGCAAAAAGAAGAAGAAAUUGAGAAGGAUGCAGAAGUUUCUCUAACCAGUUCUGAUAGGCCUGGUGCAGACCACUUGGAAUCCUUGAGUGACUCAUUAUAUGAUAGCUUCUCAUCUUGUGCAAGCCAAGGCUCAAAUGAUGCAUGAAGAGACACUCACCAGUGCAAUGGACACUAAAUGGAGCACUUAAGGAAGAAGAUAAAUUGUUGUUGUUGUUUUAAAGGAAGAGCCAUUCAAAAUUUUCCAAGCAAGUUGCUAAGACUCAUAGUAUGAUAUAUCUAGGUAUAUUCAUAUCGAGCAAUAAAGAGGGAGUAAGCUGCAUUGUAACAGCAAGACUGAAACUUAAAUAGUUACCAUAACUUGGGUUACUUAAAAAGAAUAGUCUUAAUUUUGCACUUUUAUGAAUAUUUGUACAGAAGUUGUAAAAAAUGUUCUUUGGGGAUGAGGGGAAAGAAAAUUAUAUUUGUAGUAAAACGUGACAGCAAUAAAUACUAAUUAGUGCCAUGCUCUUGAAAUGGCAGUUUACUAACUGUAAACAUUGAUGUUAAUAUUAACAAAGUUAGUGACCUUUUUGUUGUAAAAUAAAGAUUUAUAAACUUUUUAGUCUUAAAACUGUAUGUAGAAAUACUACUUUAAUGCAAAUUUGAACUUGCCAAAUUGUCUAUAAUGAAUUUCAUUGGAUCACAUUGUACAACAUACAUUUUUUAAAAAGCUAUCUCAGUGCAAUUUUGAAACCGAGAUUCUCAGUGAGCUCAUAUUUUUGUCAGAUGUUAUUUGGGCAAAACCUCAAAGACAUAUUCUUCUUCCCAUUUAUCUGUAGCUUUCCAUCAUAAUUACCUGUUCUGUUGAUUCGACUCUGUUCUGAUUUUUACCAUAACUCUAUUAAUCUGGAAAUCAUGGACUAAAAUGCAAUUUAGAUUUGCAAUUUACACUUUAAAAAUUUUAACAAGAAAAUGAUUGGUGCUAGCAAACAGAUUUGUGGAGGGCUUCCCCCCCCCCACAAGGCUGUUUAUAUGUAAGGGAAAAGUCUAUUUCAAAGGUGGGACGUAUUUUUUCUAGAUGUGAGGUAUUUAUAACAAACUUUUGUACAGCAGUCUGUAAGCAAGCUAUAUUUGGGAUACUUCUAGCAGCUUUAUUAGGUUUGUAGUGUAUGUCUGUUCAUUCUCCCCUACUCAUACAUCUCCCCAGUAUGACGUUAUACUACCAGUGUUACACUGUCAAUACUUUUGUGCAAUUUUACAUUUCAUGUUGUUUAAAAUAUACAGUCAGGGUGGGGUUUCAUUGUCUGACUUUGAUGGAACUUCUUUUGGCAUUUAUUUCUGAAUAAAAGUCAUAUCACAUCUGGA
Sceloporus undulatus (fence lizard) is the source of this 7898-nucleotide messenger RNA. It is a transcript of the gene NCKAP5, whose product is annotated as NCK associated protein 5. The transcript has 20 exons. Gene Ontology annotation, biological process: microtubule depolymerization; microtubule bundle formation. Bases 520 to 6699 code for a protein of 2059 amino acids. The record is from RefSeq and is a predicted model, not a curated record. Gene Ontology annotation, cellular component: microtubule plus-end. NCBI's taxonomy places the organism in Eukaryota, Metazoa, Chordata, Lepidosauria, Squamata, Phrynosomatidae.